Molecule: messenger RNA, 2561 nt
Organism: Exophiala xenobiotica
Lineage: Eukaryota; Fungi; Ascomycota; Eurotiomycetes; Chaetothyriales; Herpotrichiellaceae
Exons: 1
Coding region: 136-2316 (726 amino acids)
Biological process (GO): intracellular protein transport; vesicle-mediated transport
Cellular component (GO): plasma membrane; secretory granule
Molecular function (GO): syntaxin binding
Source: RefSeq, a predicted model, not a curated record
GAAACAUCUCUUCCCUAUCUCCUGUGUUCACCAAGUCAAGCGGCUGAGUCGGGCAGCCGCAGCGUAUACCGUUUGGACUUCCGUCCCCUUCUAGUAUGUGAUCUCCGUCCUACCUCGAACCGCCUCGAAACCGCCAUGGCCACCUCCGUCAUUGAUAUCCAACGAAGCAUCAUACUAGACACCCUUCGGGCGACCAGCGGACGAGACUGGAAGGUAUUGGUCUUGGAUGAACAGAGCAAGCGGCUGGUGUACAAUGUUACAAGAGAAGAUGAUAUCCUCAACGCCAACAUCACAAACAUCGAACAGCUUGAAGACCGCAGGCAGACACUCUCCGACACAGACGCAAUCUACCUGCUCUCCCCACAACCACACAUCGUCGAAUGCCUCAAGGCUGAUUUGAGUCGGAAAAGAUAUCGUCGGUCACAUCUGAUCUGGACAUCACAGUUACCACGUGCACUGGGGGAAGAGAUCUUCCGGUCAGAAUCACGGGCACGCCUCAUUGCCGAGAACCGGACACUGAACAUCGAAUUCUUCCCUCGAGAGUCGAACCUAAUCACCUUUCGAGAGCCAUGGAGUUUCCAUCUUCUCUUCCACCCGGCCUGCGACGGUCUGGUUAAGAACCAUCUGGACGCAUUGACUCAGAAGAUUGUUUCAAUAUGUGUCUCCCUCGGAGAAUACCCCCUCAUCAGGUUCUACAAGCCCAGGGAAAGCGAGCGGCACCCUGCAGACGUUCUCUGUUAUCAUCUCGCCAGCUUUGUGCAAGCGGCACUGGACAACUACGCUCGCGAUGAACGGAACAACUUCCCUCCACAAAACCAGUCUACCCGACCUCGAGCCGUGCUCCUGAUCACCGACAGAUCCAUGGAUCUGAUGUCUCCGUUUGUUCACGAGCUGACAUAUCAGGCAAUGGCUAUGGACCUAUUGCCCAUCAGAGACGACGAGGAUAAAAUCACAUACAGGAAUAUCAUCAGACGAGGUCAACCCGACCAGGAAGAAAAAGACGUGGAGAUCACCGACAAGGAUAAUCUCUGGCUCGCCCACCGACACAUGCACAUGAAGGAUCUCCUCGUGGAACUCAGUGAAGCGUUCAGGAAGUUUCAAGCGAAGAACCCUCAAUUCGCCGACAACGAUGGCCAACCUGCAAGCAUCAAUACAAUCAAGGACAUGUUAGCGGGACUCCCAGAGUUCCAAGAAGGCAAGGAAGCGUUCUCCUUGCACAUCGACAUGGCGGAACGAUGCGCCAAAAUCUUUGCAGACCACAAACUCCUAGACGUAGUGUCUGUUGAACAAUCACUGUCUACGGGAACCGACGAAGACAACAGGAAGCCCAAAAAUUUGGCAGACCAGCUUGUCCGGCUACUGGACGAUGAUAGUGUCAUCCACGAAGACCGGGUCAGGUUGUUGAUUUUGUACAUACUGUACAGACAUGGCGUUCUGCGAGGCGAUAUUGAGAAACUACGUUGUCAUGGCCAACUAUCUCCCAUGGAUGGGGAGAUCAUUUAUAACCUGAUCACGCUCGGCGCCAGGGUCGAGAAGCAACUAAAAGACACGGUCAUGCCUCCCCCACCGAUCUUCCCACCUCGCCAACGAGAAAUCAACAACAAUAACGAAGAAGUCAGUCUGUCAAGGUUUGAACCUGCCUUAAGAUACAUGCUCGAAGAGCAGUGCCAGGGCACCUUGGACCAGACCGUGUUCCCGCCGCUCAAACCUCACCUCAACGACCCAAAUAGCCAGGUCAUGGUAUCUCAAACGUCACUCAGAAACGCAGGAAAACCCACCUGGGCACAGACACGCUCUCAAUCGAACAAACCUCGUCAACGCAUCAUUGUAUUCAUGGGCGGCGGCGCCACGUACGCCGAAGCACGCGCGUGCUACGAAGUAUCCCGCCUGGCUGGCAAGGAAAUCUUCCUGGCGACGACACACAUGAUCACACCCAAAAACUUUCUGAGACAGGUGAGCCUCCUCAGUUCCGGGAGAAAGCAACUAGAUCUCCCUGUCGACCGAGCGCAGCCGAAGUUACCAGCCUGGAUGUCCGAACCGCCUCCGCAGGCGCUGCAGCCGAAGCCACAAGCACCAAACGGGAGCACUAGGCCGCCUGAUAACAUGAGGCCGCCGACAGAAGCGAUGCAGCGGAUGAAUAUUAGUGGUGGGAGAUCGGAGAACGGUGUACGUCCAGGCGUGGGGACGGUCCCGUCGCGGCCUCAGCAGCCGAGCCCAGCACCGGCGCCGUAUCAGUUUCCCUCGACGUCGAGCGACAGUCAUGGCAAGCUGAAGAAGGAGAAGAAGCACCAUCUGGGCUUGUUCAAGAAGCAUUAGCGCAUGCUUCAUGGGAAGUAGAAUUGGAUGCCUGUUGGCUUGACUUGACUGGACUUAGCGUGGCGUCGGCGUUGACAUGUAGGCAUCAGCCAGAGGUUGUGGAUAGGCAUGUAGGCUUUGUAGCCGGUAUGAGGUUUUUGCAGCAUAGCGUGGAUAUACCUUACGCACUCGCACGAGCCUGUGGUUGUGGCACAGGAUCAACAUAGAUUCAGCUGUUCGGCCCAAGAUACUUCUCCAGAUCAGGC